AAAUAUUUUUAAUGGUUGAAAGAACAUUUUUAACCCCGCUCUCUCUACUCCUCCAAAUGAUUACUCUGUCUCUCACAUCAGUGAAACUAACAAGAACAAGAGGAACAGAAGGAAAAAAAUACUGAUCCGCUUCUGAUUUAGGCCAGACGACAACUUCCAUAGACACAAAAAAGUGGUCGAUUUCUAAAGAGAGAAAUUUCAAUGGGUGGGGUGACUUCGUCCAUGGCGGCCAAGUUCGCUUUUUUCCCGCCGAACCCACCUUCCUACAACCUAAUCACCGACGAAUCCACUGGUCUCUUGCUCUUGGACCCCUUCCCUCACCGGGAAAAUGUCGAGGUUUUGAAGCUACCGACCCGUCGAGGCACCGAGAUCGUCGCUGUCUAUGUGAGGUACCCCAUGGCCACCUCCACUCUUCUCUACUCUCACGGAAAUGCUGCUGAUAUUGGUCAGAUGUAUGAGCUCUUCAUCGAACUCAGCAUACACUUGCGUGUCAAUCUAAUGGGGUAUGACUACUCUGGCUAUGGGCAGUCAUCUGGAAAGCCGAGUGAGCACAAUACUUAUGCAGAUAUUGAAGCUGCAUAUAAGUGUCUCGAAGAGAACUAUGGUGCUAAGCAGGAAGAUAUCAUCCUUUAUGGCCAAUCUGUUGGAAGUGGCCCUACUUUGGACCUUUCAGCUCGUUUGCCCCGACUACGAGCCAUUGUCUUGCACAGUCCUAUACUAUCAGGCUUAAGAGUCAUGUACCCUGUAAAGCGCACUUAUUGGUUUGAUAUCUACAAGAACAUUGACAAAAUCCCAUUAGUGAAGUGUCCUGUUCUGGUCAUUCAUGGAACUUCUGAUGAAGUUGUGGACUGGUCUCACGGUAAACAGCUUUGGGAACUAUGCCAAGAGAAGUAUGAACCAUUAUGGAUUAAAGGUGGAAAUCACUGUAAUUUAGAGCUAUAUCCGGACUAUAUUCGGCACCUAAAAAAGUUCGUAUCUACAAUUGAAAAAUCGCCUUCCCGGAGGAGCAGUUCAAGGAGUGCAGAUCGGCCUGAACAUUCCAGGAGAAGUACUGAUUGUUAUGAGGCUCCAAGGAAGAGCACUGACCGGAGAGAGAGACCAAGGCGAAGCACCGAUAAGCCUGAAAAACUGAAGAGUUACGAAUACAAAUUCAGUAAUGAUGACAAGCUUGCCAAGUUAAAGAUAUCUUUCGACCAGAUGGAGAGGUCUCGGAGGAGUGUGGAAUACCAUGAGAAAUCACGGAGAAGCAUCGAUCAACAACUGGAAAGAGCAAGGAAGAGUGUUGAUUGGUUGGAUAGAAUAAGAGCUGGUUAAAUUUAUAGAAUCCAUUGUAUAAUUUGCACCUGGUUUGUGGAGGGUCUUGUUUGUUUAAUCACAAGAUUCUAGUCAAUAAUCCUACAGUUGGGUUUGUAUUUAAUCAUUUCAGUCUGAUAUUACAAUGGGUUGAACACUGUAAUGGUAAGUUAAAAAUCAAAAAUGAAGUUUUGUUUUUGUGCUUCCAGUA
Cornus florida is the source of this 1504-nucleotide messenger RNA. RefSeq lists its product as uncharacterized. The coding region runs from base 202 to 1314 and encodes 370 amino acids. Lineage: Eukaryota; Viridiplantae; Streptophyta; Magnoliopsida; Cornales; Cornaceae. The transcript is spliced from 5 exons. The record is from RefSeq and is a predicted model, not a curated record.